AACUAUUAAACUAAAAUGUAAAUUCCCUUGUAAGAUCCUUUUAUUACAAGAUAUACUAUACAAGCCCAAUAAAAUACAUAUACAAUCAAUUACUUGAUCAUAGAUAACCCAACUAAUUUUCUUACGUACGCGAUUACGUAGUCGUAAUCAUGUGAACGUGUCGUCCUAUAAACAUUUCGGGAUUAGGUAGUGGCGAACGCGUGCCAGUCAGACCCCAGCGUUGUGGUCACCAGGAUUGUCGUUCCCUACCAUUUUCUAAGGGAUUCUCUCCUACCCCAAGGGUUCUCACAAGGGUUGGGCAGUAUAUAAGCGAAACUGCACCCCCUCUUGUCCUAAACGGUUUUGAAGAACCGUCGUGUGAGCACAUUGGUAAAAACCAAAAAAUCGAUUUUAGAACUUUGUUAAAAAACGAUUUUCGUUUCGAACAAUUAGUGCGUGAAGAUCUUCAAGAAAACGUGCACGAUUUGAAACUGCGAUAGAGUGAUAUUGUUGUGAUACAUCAGUGACCGGUGCGUGACCUCGGAUUAACUAUUAAGUGAUGAUAAACUGCAAAAUGAAUCCUUUUUUCCAAGCGUUGGUGGAUAAUUUACAAGCACAAGAAUGCGCUUCUAACGGAAAUACUAGCAUGCAAUUUUCUGACUCGAUACUAGACUUGUCCUUUAAGAAAGCAACAAUCUCGAAGGAGUCAGAAAAUUCCAGUUCACAUUCACAUUCAAACUCACUCGUAACAAACACAACGAAACAGGAUAAAGUUAAGCGUUUUUCAGAAACUGGAAAAAGUCCUUCGGAGGUUCAAAAGUUUAUGAUAACGCCAACUUCCGAAUGUGAUUCACCGAAAAAAAUUAAAUACGAGCCAGUUCAGAAUCUUACGGACACGUCAUUGCAAAACGGUGGUUUUCCCACUUCGCCAAUGAACAUUUCGAUUCCAUUAAUUCCUACUAUAUUGUCAACGUUAUUGAAUACAGAUAAUGAAGCUAUUAAUUCAACGCAACUUUUCAGCCCCCCUGCUACGUUGAUUACAGAUUCUAACAAAACUACGUUAUGCGAUUUGCCUAUAGAUAUUGCAAAAAAUACAAGACCAUUUAAGGCUUAUCCAAUAGAUCCAUUAUCGCUUACUACAGGGAGAACCGAAUUGCUAUACGAUCUAGAAUCCAGCGAAGCUUAUUCGGAGUUUCGAAAGCGAAUGCUGGAAACGAUGAAACAAUCGAACGAGGGCACGAUUACAAAGAUGCGAAAAGUGACGAGAAGUCCUGUGCCAACAAGCACUGCUGAUGAGAAAGAUGCAGCUUAUCGAGAAAGAAGAAGAAAGAAUAACGAAGCUGCAAAACGCUCUAGGGAUGCACGAAGAGCCAAGGAAGAUGAGAUUGCUAUCAGGGCAGCUUUCUUAGAACACGAAAAUAAGAAACUUAAAUAUGAAAUUUCAGUACUUAAAAACGAAACAGCUAAGUUAAUGGCUUAUUUGACUUAGGUUUCUUUUGUAUUAGUCAUCGGUAAUGAAAAAAAAAAAAAAAAAAUAUGCCUGCACAAAAUUUGUCUAGUAUUCUAUAAGUAUCAUGUUUUCUGUAAUCGUUAGUAUAAUUUAAUAGUUUAUGGUUUCGCCUUUAAUAUUUGAUACAUAGCAACAGAGAUAUUAUUUUACAAUAUAUACAGACAAUAUAUACAGUCAUAUGCAUAACAAAUAUAGUGUAAAGAUUUAACAGAUUAUAUAAAUAUACUUACUGUUAUAAUGUUAUUUCCAAGAUAAUGACAAUUGUGCUAGGUCUGAUAACUUUGCCUAGAACUUUUUUAUAUACAAUUUAUGGCAUAAGAUAUUCUAUAUGUAGUGAGCAACUCGGGAUAGAUAAAUUUAGAGGUUUAUUUAUAUAUUGAGCAACAAGACUAUAAGUGC
This is a messenger RNA of Bombus pyrosoma, 1888 nucleotides long. It is a transcript of the gene gt, whose product is annotated as thyrotroph embryonic factor. Gene Ontology annotation, cellular component: nucleus. Lineage: Eukaryota; Metazoa; Arthropoda; Insecta; Hymenoptera; Apidae. The transcript is spliced from 2 exons. Gene Ontology annotation, molecular function: DNA-binding transcription factor activity, RNA polymerase II-specific; RNA polymerase II cis-regulatory region sequence-specific DNA binding. Bases 539 to 1468 code for a protein of 309 amino acids. The record is from RefSeq and is a predicted model, not a curated record. Gene Ontology annotation, biological process: regulation of transcription by RNA polymerase II.